Mastomys coucha (southern multimammate mouse) is the source of this 2106-nucleotide messenger RNA. RefSeq names its product membrane-spanning 4-domains subfamily A member 4D-like. NCBI's taxonomy places the organism in Eukaryota, Metazoa, Chordata, Mammalia, Rodentia, Muridae. Gene Ontology annotation, cellular component: membrane; Golgi apparatus. The record is from RefSeq and is a predicted model, not a curated record. The transcript is spliced from 7 exons. Bases 430 to 1101 code for a protein of 223 amino acids.
CCACAUUCCUUUCUCAACUCUUUCGCAACUUCCCGCAGCGCCUUAAUGUCCAAGGGAACCCCACAGCCCCAGCUUCAUCUCAGGCUGGGGACCUCGAAAUCUGUUCUUGCUGUCCUGCACCUCUGACUGUGCUUUCCCACUCUUGGAGCUUUGUUCCAAGGCUUUCCUACGACCCACCAGCAGCCUGGACAGUGAGGGGGUAAGUGUAGUCAACUGCAGCAUCCCUCAUCCCAUAUCCCUCAUCCAGCAUCCCGCAUCCUGCAUCCCCAAGUAGCCCUGACCUGUGACAGCUGGACCCAACAACCCUACAACUGGCACUACCAUCGUGGUACAAACCCAGCGUACCCCCAGCUGGUGACCCACACACAGAGACCCACAUCUAGAAACUUCACAUUACUCAAGGACACUGCUUUUGCUGCCCUGGCAACCAUGCAAGGACUGGAGCAGAGCACCAUGGCAGUGGUUUCUGCUCAGCCCCCGGAGAAUUCUGUUAUGAAAUCACAGAUGUGGAAUGAGAGCAAAGAGAAAUUCUUGAAGGGGGAACCCAAAGUCCUCGGGGCUGUACAAGUUAUGAUUGCUCUCAUAAACUUUAGCUUAGGAAUAAUAAUGAUGGCAAAUACAAGUUCUGAACGACACAUUUCAGUGUUCUUAAUGGCCCCAAUUUGGGGAUCAAUGAUGUUCAUUAUCUCAGGAUUCCUGUCAAUUGCAGCAGGAGUGAACACUACAAAAACCCUGGUCAUCAGCAGUCUAAGUCUGAACACUAUCAGCUCUGUGUUGGCUGCAGCUACAAGCAUUAUUGGUGUCAUCAGUGUGCUUGUGGGUGUUUCUCGCUAUUUUAAUAAUCAGCCAGUCACCAAUGGCGUGGAUGCUUUGAUGUUAAUUUUAAAUUUGCUAGAAUUCUGCAUUGCUGUGUCCGUCUCUGCAUUUGGAUGUAGAGCUUCCUGUUGCAACUCCAGUGAGGUUCUUGUAGUGCUAACACCAAAUCCUGCUGCGACAGUGACGGUACCCCCCAUGACACUUCAACAAUUGCCACCAUCAGAACACCAAGGGAAAAAUGUUCCAGAAAAUCUAUACAAUAACUACCCUGGAGAAUUAGUCUAAUUUUGAUGUGUGUGUGUGUGUGUGUGUGUGUGUGUGUGUGUGUGUGUGUAUUUGUCUUUUGGUAGGAAUAUAAGACAUGCUCUAAAUAUGUAAAUCAAGCAUUUAUUAAGUCAAUAACACUUUAAUAUCUUCCAUUCAUUGUAUGUACAAGAAGAAUUGAAUUGGCAAAGAAUUUUUGAACAUAAGCUGAAAAAAUCGCUGGUUUAGUGAAGUGAAGUCUCUAAAGAGUGAAGAAUGGAGUUCUUGUUUUAUUUGGGGCUUUUGCUAAAUAAAUAAAUUUAGCUGCUCAUGAUCAUGUACAGGCACAUAAAGUAUGUAAGACAACAGGUGUAUUACCUUACUAAUGAUAGCAACCAACUUUAAUCUCUAUUUGCAUGCUCACAUGUAAUAAUGUAGUGUAUGCCUUAAUUAUUAUGGUGAAAAAUUAUAAUAAACACAAGUGAUUAAAAUCAGAACACUUGAUCCUUAAAUACCCAUACACAUGCGCACAUACACAAACACACACACAAAUAUUUGUCUAUAUACAUGUGUAUAUUUAUAUAAGUAUAGCACAUCUCACUGUUCUUAUAUGAUAUAUAUAUAGUAUGGAUUUAAAUAAUAUAGAGAGUAUACAUAAACAUAUUUGUAUAUAUUACAUAUGAGCUAAAAAAUUACUUAUUAUUGUGGACUGAAGCUAUAAUCUCACCUACAGGCUCACAGGUUUAAACAUUUUGUUCCAAGUAGUGCCAUUCUUUUCAGAGAUUGCUGAAUCGUUCAGAUAUGAGGCCUGACUCGUGAAACUAAGUCACUAAAGGAUGGCUUUGAAGGUUACACUGUCUUCCAGUUGAAUGUUCCUAUUAUCUUUCUGGUUAAAAGCAAAGUCCAAAGACUCUGUUAUCAGGCUACACUUCCCAAAAAGAAAGAAAAUUGUCAGUAAAUUUUUAAAUAAAUUGAUUCUAAGCAUGUAUCAAUGUUUAUUAUUCAUUAUAGAAUGAGUAACUAAAUAAAUAACUUAUUCAGAUCCUA